AUGAAAAUGGAAGGAGCGAGGUUGGCGCCUACAAACACAUACGUCAAUCAAGGACUGAAAGAAACUCUCCACAAACAAACAAAUUUGCACUCUAAAGAGCUGCUACAAUCUACAGGUACCAAAAAAGUACAAAAAUUUUCUAAAAAUCCUGUAAUACCAAUCUCCGACCCCCGUACCAUCCUAAAAUCAAACAAUUUGGAAAAUAGUAAAGGUAGCGGACAUUACGAAAGCACCCGCGACAAAAAUAGUGAAAGUGAGGGGGGACAUCUAAAAUUAGACAAUUUUAACGUACCUAUGAUCACUAAAGAUUACAAUUGUGACGUAAAUUACAGAAAUCAAUAUCUCCAAAAUUAUGGUUAUCAUAGGGAAUAUAAUUACUCGAAGGGACAUGAAAAAAAUAUAAACCUUCAAUGCAAAAUUAAACCACUCCAAUGCCUGACAAACUGUGAAUCCUCUUCAAUCGAUUCCAUUAGAUUAUUCCGAUCCGAUGCCCCCUCCAACAGUGAUUAUUCGUCGUCACUUGGCGAUGGGAAUUUUUAUAAAACUCAAGAACAAUUUGAGAGGGAAAGACAAAUAAAGUUAUUCAGCCUAAUCUCCAAUAGGAGAAUAUAUGACCCAGACGGACCAAUCAAAUUCGAUUUCCCGCCCAAUGGGCAUAUCAAAACAACUAGAGCCGAACUAUUCCCAUGGCCAAACGAAUCCACUCGUGUUCUUAGCGUCAAUUCCAGCAAGAGGAGGAUACAUAAAGCAUGUUGGGUUUCAAAAUCUUGCAAUGGAGCGGUAGUCCCAGCCGCUGUGAAAUUUGUUGAAGAUUCAAAUCCAAGAGAUGGCAGGUCUAUAAGAAGGGAAAUUGAGUGUCAUUUGUUUUUAUACCAACGGAUGUCCCAAUUGGCUGGGGUUCAAAAACAUUUUAUGCCGUCGCAUAUGAUUCAAGAUGCUUGGCCAUGUUCGGAAAUGCUCGGAUAUUAUUUAGACAAGAAAAUACCAGGCGCUUCAAUUUUGAUAACCAGAAAAUUAUCUGGCCCUGAUUUUUUCGAUUUGAUACGCGCGGAAUCUGAAAGUAAUGCUGCGUGGAAAACGCAUGCACAAUAUCAGUUAAACAAACUGGAGUGGUGCAUAUUAGCUUUGGAGCGUAUCGCAGUAUAUGGAAAAGUAGGAAUAAGGCAUAACGACAUAAAACCUGAUAACAUAGUACUAGAUAUUUAUGAAAAUGUCAAAGGUGAACAGUGUACGGAUGUAAAAGUUAUAGAUUUGGGAACGGCUUCAAUGUCGUUUGCCAAGGAUUUCACAGGGGGUACAUCAUGGUAUGAGUCUCCAGAACAGAAAAUGAGAGAGUAUUAUACAAAGAAGAAGAAAGAACCAACACGUGGACAACAUAUAGAUAUAGAUAUAUCGUCAGAUGCUUGGGGAGCGGGCUUAUCAAUUGCAGAAGUUUUGUCUGGCAGAAGAGCAGUUGAUGUUAUGAGACCACCUGCUGGACCUGGUCAAUUGGAAUUUUUAGGCCCUCCCAAUGACCAUUUUGACGGUGACAAUGACACAACUUCAAAAACAAUACCAUGCUCUCCAUCUGAUGAUUCAGCCAGAAUGCUUUGUAAUUAUAUGGCGUCACCUAAUGAUUCAUGCAGCAGCGACACAUCAAUGCAGUAUCUGGUAGAAGAUGAAAUUUCUACAUUUAUCCACGAUGGGCAAGAGUGCAACGAAUUGUGUAGAAAAUCAUGGUCGAUGUGCCCAGGAAAAUGGGUUGAUUUAGUUAAAAAAUCUAUUGGACUAUCCCAUGAUUUGAAUAAACACCGUUUCCCAAUUUGUGCAAAAGCAGCGGUCAUAGUUAUUGACAGUCUAGUCAAACCUAAUCCCAGGAAUAGACGUAAUGUAUCGGAAGUAGCGACGAUCUUACGUUCUCUGCUGGGAAAAAUGUAA
Babesia microti strain RI is the source of this 1917-nucleotide messenger RNA. RefSeq lists its product as hypothetical. The record is from RefSeq and is a predicted model, not a curated record. The coding region runs from base 1 to 1917 and encodes 638 amino acids. Gene Ontology annotation, biological process: protein phosphorylation. The transcript has a single exon. NCBI's taxonomy places the organism in Eukaryota, Apicomplexa, Aconoidasida, Piroplasmida, Babesiidae. Gene Ontology annotation, molecular function: ATP binding; protein kinase activity.